AUGGAUGGGAAUGUCAGCGCCGGGGGCACAGAGGGCCAGCCCAGGAGCCCCCACCGGACAGCGGAAAAUAAGCAUGAGGAGCAGGUCCGGAUUCCUGACAGAGGGGAGGACAAGACCAAGGCAGAGAUGGGGAGCAAAACCUGGGCAGACCUGGCUGGGGAUAUGAAGAUGUUCCUGUGGAACCCAGAGGAGAGAACGUGCCUGGGGAGAACGGCCAAGAGCUGGGGUUUGAUAUUACUGUUUUACUUCAUCUUCUACACGUGCCUGGCAGGAAUGUUUGCCUUUUGCAUGUAUGUGAUGCUGCUCACGCUCAGCCCCUACACGCCCACGUACCGGGACCGCGUGUCUCCGCCAGGAGUGAUGAUCAGACCGUACUUGAAUGGGUUCACUAUUGCCUUCAAUGCCUCUCAGCCCAGCACGUGGCAACCCUACGUGGACAGCAUGCACCACUUCCUAGCAGCUUAUGAUGACAAAGUUCAAGAGGAGAAGAAUAUUGAGUGUGUCUCAGGACAGUACUUCAUCCAAGGGGGCAAUGAAAGCGAGGAGAAGAAGGCCUGCCAGUUCAAGCGCUCACUGCUGCAGAACUGCUCUGGCAUUGAGGACCCAAUCAUAGGCUACCGCCCUGGUGCUGGGGUCCCCGUGAGUGUGGACUGCAAAGUGCAGAAAGGCAAUGAGAGUGAUCUCAGAUCAGUGAACUUCUACCCUGGAAAUGGGACGUUUGAUCUCAUGUAUUAUCCCUACUACGGCAAGAUCACUCAUGUCAACUACACGUCCCCACUGGUGGCUAUGCACUUUACAGACGUGAAGAAGAAUUAUUUGGUCCCUAUUCAGUGCAGUCUGAAUGGGAAAGGUAUUAUCAACGACGUUAACAGCGACCGCUUCCUGGGCCGAAUCAUCUUCACACUCAGCAUUGGAAAGUAG
Egretta garzetta (little egret) is the source of this 921-nucleotide messenger RNA. It is a transcript of the gene ATP1B4, whose product is annotated as ATPase Na+/K+ transporting family member beta 4. Gene Ontology annotation, biological process: regulation of DNA-templated transcription; potassium ion transport; sodium ion transport. The coding region runs from base 1 to 921 and encodes 306 amino acids. The record is from RefSeq and is a predicted model, not a curated record. Lineage: Eukaryota; Metazoa; Chordata; Aves; Pelecaniformes; Ardeidae. The transcript has 8 exons. Gene Ontology annotation, cellular component: nuclear inner membrane; sodium:potassium-exchanging ATPase complex.